GAGAGGAGUUGAAAAAUCCAUAUAUCCUGAUAUCUCGAUUCCUAGUCUCCACGCAGUCUUCCUCUUACACAAAGUCACCCAAUGACAUGGACUCUCUCUUUCUCUGAAUCUUUAGUUCUCGAUUACUUGUUUCCUUCUCGAUCUUGAGCUCUCUUCUCUCUUUUCCUCAAAUCAUCAAUUCAUCAUCAGUUAAUAUAUUGGAAGAAUGGGGAUAUAUCUGAGCACUCCCAAAACUGACAAGCUGUCUGAAGAUGGAGAGAAUGGGUGGGUGAGAUAUGGUUUGUCAUCCAUGCAAGGAUGGCGUGCCACUAUGGAGGAUGCUCAUGCUGCUUAUCCCGAUCUUGAUGAUUCCACUUCAUUCUUUGGUGUUUAUGAUGGCCAUGGAGGAAAGGUAGUUGCCAAAUUCUGUGCCAAAUAUCUUCACCGACAAGUGCUCAAGAAUGAAGCAUAUUCAGCUGGAGACAUUGGAACUUCUGUUCAGAAAGCUUUUUUCAGAAUGGAUGAAAUGAUGCGUGGACAGAGGGGUUGGAGAGAGUUGGCUGUUCUGGGUGAUAAGAUAAACAAGUUUACUGGCAUGAUAGAAGGGUUAAUCUGGUCUCCAAGGAGCAGUGGGGGUAAUGAUCAAGCUGAUGAUUGGGCUUUUGAGGAGGGGCCUCACUCUGAUUUCAGUGGUCCAACUUCUGGGAGCACCGCUUGUGUUGCAAUUAUUAGAAACAACCAACUUGUUGUUGCCAAUGCUGGUGAUUCUCGUUGUGUGAUAUCUAGGAAGGGUCAGGCAUAUAACCUGUCCAGAGAUCACAAACCUGAUCUUGAGCUUGAGAAGGAAAGGAUAUUAAAAGCUGGUGGUUUUAUCCAUGCUGGACGAGUCAAUGGCAGUUUGAAUCUUGCAAGAGCUAUAGGUGACAUGGAAUUCAAGCAGAAUAAGUUCUUGCCUGCAGAAAAACAAAUUGUAACUGCCAGUCCAGAUAUAAAUGCUGUUGAACUUUGUGAUGACGAUGAGUUUAUGGUGUUAGCAUGUGAUGGUAUCUGGGAUUGCAUGUCAAGCCAGCAGCUGGUAGAUUUUGUGCAUGAGCAGCUAAAAUUGGAAAGCAAACUGUCUGUGGUGGUUGAAAGAGUCUUUGACAAGUGUUUGGCGCCGUCGACUGCUGGUGGGGAGGGAUGCGAUAACAUGACCAUGAUCUUGGUCCAGUUCAAGAAGCCCAUUGUACCAGUAGAAUCUGUGGAUAAGCAGCAGGAAUCCUCAACAACUGGAGCACCAGCAACUGAAACAGAUGCGAGUCCAUCUGAAAGUGAAUCGAAUUAGGGAACAGCUGGCGCGUUCUAAAACACUGAAGAGAGCCAAGACUGCAUAUUUCACAUUGGUUCUCAGAUUUGUAAUUGUAGAUGGUUUAGCAUGGAGAUUAAUGGAUUAGCAAUUAGAGACAUUUUUGCUUUUAUGCUGGUGAAUGUUGUUCUUUAUGCUUGAAAUACAAAUGGAAUAGUAUGUAUGUACAGAUAAGUAGAACCAAGUGUUUGGACAAAGGACAUGAAUGAUACACGUGUUUCAUUGCGA
This is a messenger RNA of Argentina anserina (silverweed cinquefoil), 1552 nucleotides long. RefSeq names its product probable protein phosphatase 2C 60. Gene Ontology annotation, molecular function: protein serine/threonine phosphatase activity; cation binding. Gene Ontology annotation, biological process: protein dephosphorylation. Bases 206 to 1303 code for a protein of 365 amino acids. The transcript has 10 exons. The record is from RefSeq and is a predicted model, not a curated record. Lineage: Eukaryota; Viridiplantae; Streptophyta; Magnoliopsida; Rosales; Rosaceae.